Molecule: messenger RNA, 5627 nt
Organism: Owenia fusiformis
Lineage: Eukaryota; Metazoa; Annelida; Polychaeta; Sabellida; Oweniidae
Source: the annotation of a GenBank genome assembly
AAGUAACGCUCGCGACUGGAACUUGUUAAUAUAUCGUCAAUGGUGAUCUGCGUGUGCUUGUCAAAGUUGUUGUAAAGGAAUAUUAAAUUAUCAAGCUGGUACUCCUUCAUAAAGCGACGAGAUUAUAUUCAAUCCUCUGUCGUGCUUACAUAUGGAUCUAUAACAUGUGUAACCAACAAAUGGGUUGGGCAAAUGCUAAAUACUGGAUGGAUAAUUACUGACGGUGAAUCCAGAAACAGAAAGAGUGGUGAUCAUUUUCCAUAAUGGCGAGAAGAUAUAGAAAAAUGAAACACCCAGUGUUGACGUGGGCACAUGUAGGGAGAAGCAUUUUGUGUCUACUGAAGAUUAUAUGGCGCUAUAUAUCAUACAUAAAAUAUCUCAACCCACGAAACUUAAGUAUGAGACGUAAGAAAUCUCAAAACCCUGCAUUUGAUGAGAAUUUGGGAACCUUCCCCAAGCCGUCACUAUGGGAACUAUUCAUCGAGAAAUUCCAAAGCGAGCAAUCCACCAAGAGGCGACUACAAGAAUGGGUUCACAAUCAGAUCCCAGAAUUCCAUAUCUCCAACUUCACCGAUGCAUGGUGUGAUGGGAUAGCACUUUGUGCUUUAAUAGAGAGUCUAUACCCAGGCGCCUGCCCAAGACAUGACCUCCUUCGCCCUCAUCACAGAGUGAACAACUGCAGACUAGCACUGAAGUUGCUACAGAAGCACCUGGGUAUAACACAGAAAAUCAUAACGGCUGAGGUCAUGGCAAGUCUUGGUGGUGGAUUCGAGAGAGAGGAACAGAUAAAGGCAUUGUUAGUGAUUAUAAGAAGAACUGCUCACUCACAAGGCAAGAAAACCAAAACUCCGUCUCGUAAUUCCAACACCGCUGACACCAAUGUAACAACAGUGGUUAAACCGGGAACAAUGAACCAAUCAGACGUGUUAAGAGCAAAAGGCAGCGGUUUAAAAAUUGGCACAGUCGGAAAACGAGCCAAGUUUACAAUACUGAUACAACAAGGUGGAUUAGUUGAUCUGGAGAUAGAAAUACAAGGACCAUCAGGCGACAAAUGCUCUGAAAAGUUAAAAAGUAUGUACCCUACACGGCGAAUGAGUCAGAUGUUUGGAUCUUUGAAAGACUAUCAUCAGAAAUCUGUGUCAAGAUUAAACUCUCUUAACCAGACUCGAAACGAUACUGAUAAGAGUAUAUUGACAGAUUCAUCCGGCAACACGUACCUUAGAGAAAACUCCCUUUCUAGUUGUUCACCUUGUAGUAGUGUAGAUGGAGACCAUAGCAAACGUAUACCAUUUGAUUAUCAGUGCGUUGGUGAUGGAGAGUUCCUAGUUAGUUAUAUUCCAAGGAGCCCAGGGGAACACAUACUUAGCAUUAAAUGUCAAAACGCUGAUAUCCAGGGGAGCCCAUUUAAAGUUAAAGUUUCUGAAUAUAUGUCGGUCUUAAGAAGUGGAACUCAGUCUUUUGAAAAUUCAUUUGACCAACAUGACACCCGCACGGACUCGUUCAGUUUUCCCAGUACUGACCUUAGAUCAGUCAGUUAUAACGAUCAAGACACGAAUAUUAAUCAUACGUUCAAGUCACCAAAUAAAGGAAGGGAGAAUUUCAAAAAACUUACAAAACAAGCAACUGUUACCAGACGUCGUAUUCUCAAACGAGUAAUUACAAGAUUUGGAAGCGACGACAUUAUUCUCCAGGAUGCUAAUUCGAACACGGAAGAACCAGGAGGUUUUUCAACUUUUGAUUACCAAACGGGUCAAUCCAAUAAAACAGAAGAGAACAGACCACAUCCAAGAUCACGAUUACUUAGUUAUCAGGGAACAUUUGAAGACGUUGCUCUAAAGGCAAGUUCUACAAUUAUGAAGGAUGUCUUUAAUUCUUUGAGUACGGAUAGAUCCAUUUCGUUCAAUUCAGCGGAUGAAACAGAUCAGCAACAAAGAUUACCAGCAAUAUACGAAAGCAAAUCGUCCGAUAAAAAAACAGAAGUUCAAAAACAAAAAUCGUCCGUUGAUGUUAACGAUGAAGUGUUUCAUACCCCAGGUACGAAUGGCAAUAUUGAUAGUGACCAAACUACUGUACGUAAUGAUCAUGGCCAUAAAGAUAAAGCAACAUCAAAUGAUCCUCCAAGUGGACUUAUUGAAGCCGUGUCUAAAGUAGAAGUAAAAGAGAUUCAACCUUCCACUGCGACACGACCUCAACUGAAGAGAGUCUACUCGGUUGAGCUACAACAGCGAGGAGAGCAGGAGAGCCCAACAUUAAAAUUUAUUCAAUCUGAAAGUAUGAGCAAAUCCUGUAUGUAUAUAAGUCAAAAGGCUUUCAUGCAAAGUAUGUCAACAAUGAAUUCUGAGGAUGACCAGUUUCAGAACCAAAUAGAAGGUACACAGAAUCCAAAUACCAAACAAAAAUUAAGACUCACUAGAUCAUUGCCAGUAAUGAGCAAUAAGUGGGGGGCCGUUGAUAUUGAUGAUGUUGCAAACGCCGACAAUAAGGGAUUAGACGAUGUCAAGUUAAAGAGUGACCCCAUCAAGGACUUAGGGAGCCAAAUGGAAUCCAACGAAAUGCGUGUUGGUAAAUGGUUGAAGAGGAUGCAAUCAAAUCACAGUAUUGAUUUACCAUGUCCACCGAAUACACCGGCAGAUACACUGGACACACCAGCAGAUACACUGGACACUCCUAACCCUUUUUUCACAUUUGUAGAGCCAACCAAAAAUGAGCAUCAAUCCGAUAUCAAUGACAAGAACAACGAUACUGCCGAAAAUGAUGUGAAAAACAGUCAUAGCCAGGUGUCAAGGCAGAAUGGACAUAGACUGACUCUUAAGAGACAGGAUAUGGCGGUUCUACAGAAAGUUAGUGAAGAGAGUUCAAUGGAAAGUGACAGUCGCACCAAUCCACAUAAACUCAGCUCACUGGAGAAAGAUGGUUACGUGCAUCCGAUCCACUUGAGUUCCUCGGAUAGCGAUACACGAAAUAACCGACCCCGAAAUAGCAGUUUGUCGUCUGUAGAAGACAACAGACCAAAAACACCCGCUGAAGUAAUUGAGAAAGAGACUCAAGUUAGCAGUCACGAAAUUAAACUUGCAACUGGUUGGAUAAUGAAUGCACUUCAUGUGCGCCCAAGAAGGAAAGUACAAAAUGAAUCAGAAAUUAUUCUCGAAAACAAUGACAAGAGUACGAGGAAAGAGCACAUACCGAGUAUACUCUUACCUAGCAAUAAGCCGGAGUUAAAGAAGACGUCACAUACGGCAUCAGGCGCGUCCGCUGGAAACUCGAAACUACUACCCAUACGCCAGUCAACAGUUGAUACCAUAGACAGUGGAAUUGUUGAUGAUAAUUUGUCACAAAGGCAUAAUGGUAUACAUACACUAGGUGUACCAUUAGAACCAAAGAAACCGAUAAGUUCGCGCUUUUUAAACGGUCACAGAGUUGUACAAAGAAAGACAUACAGAGGAAACAUUACUCUUGACCCUAGAUUGAUAGCUGGGAGUAUUGACGUGAAAGCUCCUCAGAGCAGUUGGAAAAAGCGAAAUAGACGAUUUGUCGAUAAUAAAUCACAAAGCAAAUCUUCAUCAGAAGGUUUUUGCGCUCCGUCUAAAGGUGGAUUUAGAAGAAAGGUGCUCUUCUCCAAAAGGUUGCUAUAUUAUCGCAGAUCGAGUAGUAGGUCGAGAAGUUCAAGCAAACAAUCUUGUAGUGUUCAGUCCAAGGAUUCAGUUGAUUCCAGGAUAUCAGCGUCUUGGGAUUCAAGCUUAAGUAUAGCCGAAGCAGACCCAAAGCAGGAUUUCAAACUCACUGCUGGUCAAAAGCAUUCACGAGGUGCUCUAUUGGAAAAUACAAAAUCAGUUCGUAAACACAAUGAAAAUAAAGAUGAUAUUAUGUGCGAGUGCACCAAAUAUGUCCAGAAUAGAAGCUACUACAUAAACACACUUGGAAUUAAUGUCGACCAAGAACUUUGUUAUUGUGCCUCUGAUAGCAGCGAGAGUGAUGACGACAAACACGUAGGUCGUCGAUCGAAGACUUUGCAAAGACAAGGUUGCUCUACAAUUGAUUCACAUGGAAGUGAUUCGAAUUCAUAUUUCGGUAUAUCCGAGAUUGAAAGACAAGAUCUCCUUGGAGAACUAGACGCAUUUGGCAAUAUUAGUUCUCCUAAAAUGAGCCGCAAAAACUCCGUGAAAGAUUUAGAUGAAAUCAUUGAUAAACUGUAUGAAGGAACAGAGCCUUUAUCCAAUAAAACUAUAAAGGCCGACGAUUCAAUUAAUAACGACACUAGACUAGAUGAAUUCUUGACACUGCCCCAACAGUUACAAGCGAAUGGGACAAACGGCACGUAUGGACUAGAUCAGAUCACAAUUCAGAACAAAUUGGAUGUACUUGAAAAAAAUGCCAUAAAUGAUCGACUAUCUGAGUUUUUAGAAGACCUUAAUAGCAAUGGUAGGGUGAGUGAGGCUAGUGAUGAUGCAAGUGUGUACUCUAAUACAUCGCACACCGACCCACAGAGGUGUGAAGCAUACGGCACUGGUAUUAUGCAUGGCAGGGUUGCAAAUAAAAACAAUUUCCAGGUGACAACAACAGGUGGUGGUAAUGGUUCUCUGUCGGUGGGCAUACAGGGACCUAGGCCCCAUACAGUUCUAGAGACAAACGUCACAUACACAGGGGACGAUCUGUAUGAGGUCAUCUAUGAAGUAGCACAACCGGGACAUUACGUGAUUGGUAUCAAAUGGAGUGACGUAGCUAUACCUGGUAGUCCUUUCCUCUGUAAGGUUACAUAUUAGGAUACGAUAUAUACAUGUACUUCCCGGGAUCAACGUGUUAUACACUAUCAUGAGACGAUUGAUUAUUUUUCAUCAGUGUUCGACCUUGAGUGAACUAGUCUACUACGGGUCACUUCAUUCCUUCGUAAAAUCCACCAUCGAUAGGUUGAAUAAACUACACGUGCAGCCCCAAGUGGAUCAGCUUGAUAUAUUUCGUUGUGUCGACGAGAACAAAGUCCCUCUUAAAUGUGUGACUGUUUUGAUGCAAUAGAAGAAUACAUUUAUAUAUUUUCAGAGAUAAUCCAUACACCCCUACAAAAAAGAAACUGGCAUCCAUAAACAUUACUAUGUCUUAGCCUAAUAGCUUCAUAGGGAGAGGAAUAUCAUAUUUUUACCGAAAUCAUUUAUUCAAUGAGAAGAGGAUAUUUCAUUACAAAAUAUAAUUACUUGGUGCCCAUAAAAAUCUGAGAGUAACACUACCUUGUUCAUUGACAUUGUAACCAAUAUCGCCAAGUCCGUUGAUGUCUUAAAGGCUAUUGGAGGAUUACUGAGUGUGUGAAUUUCAAAUCAAUCAGACCAUGAGUUCUUAAGUUAUCACUUUUUAGUUUUAAAGUCCCAUAAUCUUUUGACAAAUUAAAAGGUGAAUUUCCUCAGUCAAUGAAUGGUUAUAUGAAUCAGAAGGAGAAGGUACCAUAUCCUAAUGCUUGUAGCAGUUUUACAUCAUAUAAUCAAAACAGAUGGGUAUCAUAUGCGUUCAUCAUCUCAACACUUUUUUAGACAACUUCAAGAAUAUUACCAAGAAAUGAAAAAUGACAAAAGAGAAAUAAUGCAUGACACCAGGACAUGGUGCAAGAAGUAACACGGCGUUAACAUUCAAAAUGUCACCAC